This is a messenger RNA of Macaca mulatta (Rhesus monkey), 447 nucleotides long. RefSeq names its product surfactant associated 2 (gene SFTA2). The record is from RefSeq and is a predicted model, not a curated record. NCBI's taxonomy places the organism in Eukaryota, Metazoa, Chordata, Mammalia, Primates, Cercopithecidae.
GUAGAAAGCAGGCCUGGCAAGGAGAGGCCACUGGGACUUCAGUGUCUCCUCCAUCCCAGGAGUGCGGUGGCCACUAUGGGGUCUGGGCUGCCCCUUGUCCUCCUCUUGACCCUCCUUGGCAGCUCACAUGGAACAGGGCCAGGUAUGAUUUUGCAACUGAAGCUGAAGGAGUCUUUUCUGACGAAUUCCUCCUAUGAGUCCAGCUUCUUGGAAUUGCUUGAAAAGCUCUGCCUCCUCCUCCAUCUCCCUUCAGGGACCAGCGUCACCCUCCACCAUGCAAGAUCUCAACACCAUGUUGUCUGCAACACAUGAGAGCCAUUGAAGCCUGUGUCCUUCUUGGCCCGGGCUUUUGGGCUGGGGGUGCAGGGGGUGGGCCCUGACCCUUUCAGCUGCCCCCACCCUCCUGAGUGGCAAUAAAUAAAAUUCAGUGUAUGCUGAAUUCAAUAA